Syzygium oleosum is the source of this 753-nucleotide messenger RNA. RefSeq lists its product as uncharacterized. NCBI's taxonomy places the organism in Eukaryota, Viridiplantae, Streptophyta, Magnoliopsida, Myrtales, Myrtaceae. The record is from RefSeq and is a predicted model, not a curated record. The transcript has 2 exons. Bases 119 to 598 code for a protein of 159 amino acids.
CUCACCCGACAAAAACAUCCUUAAAUCUCGUUCUUUUCCAGUUUUUUCGAGCUUCCAAAACACUCCGCCGGCCGCCGUCGCCGCCGCCGCCGCCACCCACCGGAAGAGGCGGCCGCCCAUGUCGAGGCCCAGCGCGCCGCCCACGAGGCUGGGGCCGCCGCAACGGCCGCUCCACAAGCAGCACUCGUGGUCCCCGGAUGUGCUCCGGGAGGAGGCGUGGCAGAGGCGGAAGGGGAGCUUCAAGGGCCGGCGCCGCUCGAGCGUGACGGACGACGACCUCGACGAGCUGAAGGGCUGCAUCGAACUCGGGUUCGGGUUCAACUCGCCGGACAUCGAUCCGAAGCUCUCCAACACCUUCCCGGCGCUGGAGCUCUACCAUGCGGUCAACAAGCAGUACCACAAGAGCUUGUCCAGGUCGUCGUCCGUCGAGUCGUCGCUGUCGCUGUCGUCCCUGGUCUCGGACAACGACGCCGAGAGCACCAGCGCCAUAUACGAUCCAGGUGAUGAUCCGGAGACGGUGAAGACGAGGCUGAGGCAGUGGGCGCAGAUCGUGGCGUGUUCGGUGCGGCAAUCUCCGUCGCCUUCCUCCUCACAUUGAUCGGCGGCAUCGGAGGAUACCAAAAAACCAAGUGUUGUAUAUAGGAAAUUGAUAAUACAGAUAGCCCGAGAGGUCUUGAUUUGAUCUUCUCAGUCAAAAUUUGUUCGAUAACAUUCCCUUUUCAAUCAAUAGAAAAACUCCAACGACUUCAUUCU